Molecule: messenger RNA, 2765 nt
Organism: Scophthalmus maximus (turbot)
Lineage: Eukaryota; Metazoa; Chordata; Actinopteri; Pleuronectiformes; Scophthalmidae
Gene: grk1a
Product: G protein-coupled receptor kinase 1 a
Exons: 7
Coding region: 410-2101 (563 amino acids)
Biological process (GO): signal transduction; protein phosphorylation; visual perception
Cellular component (GO): cytoplasm
Molecular function (GO): ATP binding; rhodopsin kinase activity
Source: RefSeq, a predicted model, not a curated record
UUCGUUUCACUGUUCGUUCCCUGCUCUGCGUCUGCGGCAGGCCCAUGGGUCAGCACAGGAUAAAGCAUUACAGAUAAAGCCCUUCGUGGAAAGGUGAUGAGUCAGGUAUAUCUGCAUGUGUGUCUGCAUGUGUGUAGGGGGAAAAGAAGGGACUCUAGGUUUAGUGAUAGCUUCGCCGAGGGAAACACUGAGCGAGAAGAUGGUCGUGUGUAUGAUGCACUCUGCUUCUAAAUCAUUGGAGGAAGAAGGAAUCCAUUUAUCACCUACCUCUCUGCUAUCUCCCCAUCUCUUCACUCAUUUCCAGCUAUCCACAUCUUCUUCUAUAUCCCUGUAGUACUUUUUCUCAGUAGCUUCAGCUGCAUCUCACACAUUUCUCCAUCCCUCCUCCUCACUUUUCCACUGUGUCACCAUGGAUAUUGGUGGCCUUACGACUUUGGUGGCCAACUCUGCCUACAUGUCAGCCCGCGGGAGCUUCGAUGGCACUGCCAACCCUGCAUCCAACCGAGACGAGAAGUACCACUCCCGCCUGAAGCUGCCGCACAUCGCAGUGUGUGAGGGUCUGCGGGAGACUUUAGACCUGGGCUUCCAGACGGUUUGCGUGGAGCAGCCCAUCGGCAAACGUCUCUUCCAGGAGUUCCUGGACUCCAACAAUGAGUAUAAAGGUCCCUGCCGCCUGUGGAAGGACAUUGAGGAGUACAACAUGGCUGAGGACGAGGAUCGUGUGAAGAAAGCAGGCAGGAUCUUGUCCCGGUACAUGGAGCCUAAUGCCAAGUAUUUCUGCCCCUUCCUGCCGGAAAACGGCAUCACAAAGGUCAAAGAGAAACACCGGGGGGCUGGGGACCAUCUUUUAAGUGAAACCAUGGACAAUGUGAUGGACUUCCUCAAGGAAGUGCCUUACACUAUCUUCCUGGAGAGUAAGUAUCUGAAAAGGUUCCUGCAGUGGAAGUGGCUGGAGACGCAACCCAUCGGAGAGGAUUGGUUCUUGGACUUUCGUGUGCUGGGGAAAGGGGGUUUUGGGGAAGUGUCUGCAUGUCAGACAAAGGCCACUGGGAAACUUUACGCCUGCAAAAGGCUCAACAAGAAGAGGCUGAACAAGAGAAGAGGCAACGAGGGGGCGAUGGUGGAGAAGAGGAUUCUGGCUCGAGUUCACAGCAGGUUUAUUGUUUCUUUGGCCUACGCCUUCCAGUCCAAAACAGAGCUGUGUCUGGUGAUGACCAUCAUGAACGGAGGAGACCUGAGGUAUCAAUUGUAUAACGUGGAUGAAAACAACCCGGGGUUUGAAGAGCCGCGCUCCUGCUACUACGCCGCUCAGAUCAUCCAGGGCCUGGAGCACCUCCACCAGAAGAGGAUCAUCUACAGGGACCUCAAACCAGAGAACGUGCUGCUGGAUAAUCAAGGUAAUGUGCGUAUCUCUGACCUUGGUCUGGCCGUAGAGCUCGCUGACGAUCAGCUCAAAACCAAGGGUUACGCUGGGACUUCAGGUUUCAUGGCUCCAGAGCUGCUGAAAGGAGAGGAAUACGACUACUCUGUGGAUUAUUUCGCUCUGGGGGUCACUCUGUAUGAGUUCCUGGCUGCCAAGGGGCCGUUCAGGACCCGAGGAGAGAGGGUGGAGAACAAGGUGGUGAAGAAGCGGAUCCUGAACGAACCAGUAAUUUAUCCGGAGAAGUUCAGUGAGAACGCUCGCUCCAUCUGUGCGGGUCUGCUGUGCAAAGAGGUCGAGAAGAGGCUCGGCUUCAGGAACGGAUCGUGUGACGACCUCAGGGCGCACCCCUUCUUCAACGAGAUCAACUGGAGGAGACUGAACGCAGGGAUCCUUCCACCGCCGUUCGUGCCAGACUCUAAGACAGUUUAUGCCAAGGACAUCCAUGACGUCGGGGCCUUCUCCACAGUCAAAGGUGUGCAACUGGAAGACAAGGACAGUGGUUUUUUCGACGAGUUCGCCUCGGGGAACAUCUCCAUCCCCUGGCAGGAGGAGAUGAUCGAGAUGGGGGUCUACGGUGAGCUCACGGUCUGGGGCCCGGGCGGCGCUUUGCCCAACGACCUGCGGCGUGAAUCCGUCCUGGAGCAGCCGCCCAAGUCCUCCACCUGCGCGGUGUCGUAAGAGGCCACGGUGCAUGAACCGUGUGUUGAGCAAAGAAUCCAACUCUAUUUUUUUUAACAAUUUUCAUGUGAGGUUUCAGAUUGCAACUUUGCUGCAGCUGUAAAUAGAUGAUGACAAUGCACUUCUUAAAAAAUGUUUAUGCCUCGACGAUGCUAACCAAAGUUUAUUGAUGCUUAACAACCGUUUAUUUAUUGAGGAUUGAAUGAUCACUUUUUAUCACGUGUGUCACUGUGUGAAUGGACUCUAAGUGAAAAUUGCAUUUUUAUCUCCUAACAUUGAAGACCAGCUCAGACGGCGCAGAUCUCUGGUGUUAUUUGGCCAAGAUGAGAGGUGACAGCUCGCUCUCUCCCCAAGCCCUGAGGCCCAUGUGUUCAUAACUCUCUCAGACAGACUCUCUCUCUCUCAUGACGCAACACAUACCUGCGAAGAUGUGCUACACAUCUUUUCCUUUUUUCCACACUUUUUGCUUCUGUACUGUGCAAUAAUGAUUUUUUUAUGCUCCAGAAAUGGAAAUAACUUGCGUCAAUUGCUGCUGACAUGUUUAUGAAUUCGAAUGAAAUAUUUUGCCGUUCAAUUCGCCAUGUUCUGUCUUUGACCGGAGGGGGGCGCUGUGAACUCACAUUACUCCUGUUCUCCUCCACACAAGCUGCAGCAUCACGACCAG